AUUACAAGUCAACAAGAAAAGUAAGAAUGUCUUAUAACCUCCGGGAAGCAGAGGAAAAUAAAAGGAAAAUACACUCCUUCCUUCUUGUUCUUGGGAGGACCAGUCUGCAGAGUGUCCACGCCUUCGCAUUCCAGAAUGCCCAAGUCUACCGGACCAAAAUGGAACCUGGGAAGACCACUAGCGCUCAUACUCGCAUUUUCGGUCGUUUUUGCGCUGUUCUUUCUACGCGGACAUUCUCCGAAGAUUAAGAAUAGAGAUUCCGGCCGAAGAGAGGAAAGCGAGCCAGUUAUCCGCACGAAGAAGCAGGAGACACAGCGUCCGGCCGAUGAUCAGGCUGUGAUCACGUACAUCCGGCAACACCUCCUACGCCCGCCAGCAACGGCCCCAUACAACCUCACGCAUCCGGAAAAAUCUCAUUUCGCACAGUACUCUUCUCAAAGUCAAAAUGUUUACAGGAUCUUUAAUGCUAAGACAAAGGGCGUGUUCGUGGAGGCGCGCGCUGGCGACGGCGAGGAGAGAAGCCACACUUUGUACCUCGAAAAAUUCCUCUCCUGGUCCGGAAUUCUGAUCGAACCGAACCCUUCGCUGUUCGAGACUCUGGUUUCGAAGCACCGCCGAGCCUAUGCUAUUCGCACUUCUCUCGCUGCGUCGGAUGGUGGCGUUCCGUUCAGGUUAACGACCAACAGCCUCUCGGACACAGCAGUCCCUGACCUUCCCCUUUCCUCUGUCUUGCAAGCUGUCAACAUGACCCGCAUUGACUUUCUCUCGCUGGAUGUGGGCGGUUCGGAGCUACAGGUUCUGCAGACGAUCCCAUGGGAAAGGGUGAAGAUUCGCCUGAUGUGCGUGAAGGCGAAUAAAGUUCCUGGCGGACCUACGUUCCUCUCGCAGUUCAUGGAGACGCAAGGAUACGCUUCCCUCGGCCUGACGGAGAAUGACGUGUGGUUUGCCUUUUUGUGAAGGUGUCAUCCACGUGGACUGUCAUAUUCGUGGUCUUCCUGAACGUGUUGUGAUCCACGUGGACUGUCAUAUUCGUGGUCUUCUGGUCCAUGUUGCUCUCCGAAUUUAUUGUAGGAGAAGCGGUUUUGUUAUGAAAAGUGUUGUAAUCCACGUGACUGUUAUAUUCGUGGUCUCCGAAUUUAUAGUAGGAAAAGCGGUUUUGUUAUGAAGAGUGUUCAAGA
Penaeus vannamei (Pacific white shrimp) is the source of this 1178-nucleotide messenger RNA. The record is from RefSeq and is a predicted model, not a curated record. Lineage: Eukaryota; Metazoa; Arthropoda; Malacostraca; Decapoda; Penaeidae.